AUGCCUUCUCCUUCCAAACCCUCAAUAUUGGUACAGGUUAUGCAAUCGCUCAUCAGUUAUGGCAACAAUUGUUGUGUCCCCACACAGAUCCUUGCAAGCGGAGGAGAAUCAAGAUAUCUGAUCAAAAGAGAGUUAGCUACCGCAAUAUUAUCCCCAGUCAAAACCUUCUGUUGGGCUAACUCCUUCCUGCUGAUUGCAUUGCUUGAGCAAUUUUUUGCUCCAAAAAGUAACAAUGAGAAAAACACACAAAGUCGCAUUUGUGUGCAUGAGAAGAAGAAGAAGAAGAAGAAGAAGAAGAAGGAAUCGGCUCAUCUCCGUUCCAGGGAGACGAAUGUCCAAAUCUGA
Molecule: messenger RNA, 345 nt
Organism: Protopolystoma xenopodis
Lineage: Eukaryota; Metazoa; Platyhelminthes; Monogenea; Polystomatidea; Polystomatidae
Source: the annotation of a GenBank genome assembly